Gastrolobium bilobum is the source of this 1241-nucleotide messenger RNA. Its product is annotated as glycine cleavage system H protein 2, mitochondrial-like. The coding region runs from base 41 to 508 and encodes 155 amino acids. Gene Ontology annotation, cellular component: cytoplasm; mitochondrion; glycine cleavage complex. Lineage: Eukaryota; Viridiplantae; Streptophyta; Magnoliopsida; Fabales; Fabaceae. The transcript has 3 exons. Gene Ontology annotation, biological process: protein lipoylation; glycine decarboxylation via glycine cleavage system. The record is from RefSeq and is a predicted model, not a curated record.
AGAAAGUGUGCAAGUGUUGAACACAGAGAAAGAGAGAGAGAUGGCUUGCAGGCAGUUGUGGGCUUCAAGAGCUGCAUCGUACUUGAGAAUCUCUGUCUUUCAUAGAAGCUUUUCUAAUGUUUUGAAAGAUCUGAAGUAUGCUGAUUCUCAUGAGUGGGUGAAAGUUGAUGGAAAUUCUGCAACUGUUGGCAUAACUGAUCAUGCCCAAGAUCAUUUGGGUGAUGUUGUGUACGUUGAAUUGCCAGAAGUGGGAGCGGAAGUAACACAAGGAGAUGGUUUUGGUGCAGUUGAAAGUGUGAAGGCAACUAGUGAUAUUAACUCUCCUGUUUCAGGAAAAGUGGUUGAAAUCAAUGAAGAGCUUAGCAGCUCUCCUGCUUUGGUCAACUCAAGCCCUUAUGAAGAUGGAUGGAUAAUUAAAGUUGAAAUGAGUGACAGUGGGGAACUAAAGAACUUGAUGAAUUCAGAACAGUACUCCGAAUUCUGUGAAGAUGAAGAUUCCAAGCAUUGAUGGUCUUGCCAAGAUCUUUCAGCACUAUACAUGAUGUUGAUCAUGUUAAAAUGCGGAAGCUAAGAAUUGUUUGAUUUCUCCUUAUUUCGAAAUACGUGUUUUGACUACUUUAUUUUUAUUUCUCAUGAGUUUCAAAUUUAUUGGCGUAAUAAUUUCACUCUUUGCCUUAGAAAUAUGAAAUUUCAUGUGGGAAAUUUGACAUGAAAAGUCAUUAAGUUUUUUUCAAGUAGUGACAAAUUGUUAGAUGAAUUUCAUUAUAGGUAUCAUGAAUUUUAUCGGUUGCAUAUGAUAAGUUGUUCUCAUUGCUAGUUUAUAAUGAUUCUCUUCUUACCUCUCUCUCUCGAACCGGUUAGCUCCCAGAAGUUAUGUGUGAUGCACACCAGACUCUUAACAUAUUCCCAAUGAAAGAAACUGUCUGUGUGACAAUGAUUUUAUAACACCGUUGGCUUCACACACAACUUAUCAUAUGCAACCGAUAAAAUGAUUAAGAGACAGUUAUUCCAUAGUUGCCUACGGAAACCACGAGUUUUUUUUUUUUUUUUUUUUUUUUAAGUUUAUUCGAUUAUAUUAAAUGAUGAAGUCGUGUCUCUCGUAUAUGAUUUGUAACAUAUCUAUUCUAUAUUAUUCUAAAGUAAAACCGUUUAUUGGAAUUAUUCUAAAGUAAAACCGUUUAUUGGAAACUUUGAUGAUGUGCCGCAUUCUCCUUGAAUCUGAGGUUUGUCUUCACACUUGA